Colletotrichum destructivum is the source of this 2428-nucleotide messenger RNA. RefSeq lists its product as uncharacterized. Gene Ontology annotation, cellular component: membrane. The transcript has 2 exons. The record is from RefSeq and is a predicted model, not a curated record. NCBI's taxonomy places the organism in Eukaryota, Fungi, Ascomycota, Sordariomycetes, Glomerellales, Glomerellaceae. Gene Ontology annotation, molecular function: glycosyltransferase activity. The coding region runs from base 658 to 2001 and encodes 447 amino acids.
UCAUUCCUUUGGUGUGAGAGCUUGUGCGACGAUUUACCUGCAGGGAAAAAAAACGUGUAGCCAGCUUAUCUGCUCUUUUUCUACGUUCCUUCGCCCCUCCCGGCGACAUCCCCUCGUGCUUCCUCAUUACACACUGCUCUCGUGGACGUAGCAGCCGUCAAUUGUCGCGAUAGCUUCAUUGCGCCCACUGCGACAAGCGAACCGUCAUCUCUUCAACACGGCCCACAUCGAACUCGUCAACAAACUGCCGCUUCACGUUUGCCGCCGAAGCCAACUUGUUCUGUCACCCCCCUAGCGCCAGCCCGAUUGAUUCCCUUUGCUACGUCGCCAUCCCUGGCAAACUCGACUGUGUACGCCUUUAUCGAACACACGAACCUGACCAACCUCAAAAAGCUCCGACGAACGAACCGCGUUGCGACAUCGCGAGAACUCCCGGCCAAGCCUCGGAGGCUCUGCCGCUUGUUUUCCAUCGGCCAGAUAUUGUACAGAGUAGCUCGCCUGCGCAUGCGAUCCCGACCUGCAUUUCUCUCAAGGCAUUGCCCAAUCGUGGCAGCGCGAGGGGGCCACGACCCCUCACCACCACCACCACCACCACCACCCUCAUCCUCAGCACACCAUUGACGCCGCCGCGCCAAUCACGGCCCGCCGCCGCCCGCCAUGAUCCUCCCCUCGCCGCGCAUAAAGCGCCUUCUCUUUCUUGUCUUCUUCUCCUUCCUCAUUGGCAACGCCCUACUGUACCUCAUCCUGCCCUACGACAACCCGCUCGUCCUUGCCUUUCGCUUCAACUUCUCCGGCCUGCAGCUCUGGCUGCGCGGCUCCGGCGUCGAGAAGGACGCCUGGCUGUACGAGCCGGCCAGGUUCCCCAUCGAGUACCGCAACGACGUCGGCCUGCUCAUCAAGACGGGCUACGGCACCCGCCACCGCCUCGCCGCCCAGAUCGAGGCCCUCGACCUGACGCCGGACGACGCCGACGACGCUUUCGUUGUGGUCGGUGACUGGACACCGCGCGAGGGCGGCAAACUCGCCGGUGUCACCGUCCACGAUGCCAUUGGUGGCGUCAUGGCCAUGCCCGAGAUGAGGUCCCACCACGAUGCGCCGAAAUUCAAGGAGUAUCUGUCCCUCAAAGAUGCCGUCCAGGCCGGCGAUGACGCCAAGGCGACGGAAGUCGGCAAGAGCUUCGGCUGGGACCUCGAUGCGCUCAAGUUCAUCUGGGGACUCGAGUACGUCUACGACAACCUCCCGCCCAAGAAGUGGUACGUCAUCCUCGACGAUGACACGUACCUCGUCAAGUCGUCGCUGCGCCUUCUGCUGACGCACUGGGACCCCGACGUCCCGCGGUACGUGGGCAAUGCCGUCGGCGACUUCAAGGGCCGCUUCGCGCACGGCGGGUCGGCCGUCGUCAUCUCGCAUGAGGCGGCGAGGCAGCUGCUCGCGCGGCGCGACGUCGUCGCCGCGGCACAGGAGCACUCGCUCGAUGAGACAUGGGGCGAUCGGCUCAUCGCGUCGGCGUUCCAGAAGAUCGGCGUCUACCUCGACGAGCGGUACAGUCACUUCUUCAACGGCGAGCGGCCCGCCAUCUCCAAGAUGAUGGCCGACCGUUUCUGCUCGCCGCUCGUAUCGUUCCACGGCGUCGCGGACCCUGACGAGAUGAGGAGGAUCGGCGCCGCUUUCCGGGACGAGCGGAGCCCCGUGUUCUGGGGCCAGCUCUGGGACAUAUACGGCGCGCCGUCAGUGGACGAGUUCAAGCGGCUGCCGAUCCGGGCGGCACGCGACUACGUUGGGAGGACGGACGAGCGAGCCCGUGUGCUGCCGGGGACGGAGACGGCCGAGGCGUGCUUGGCGGCGUGCGAAAGCGCGGCGGGCAAGUGCCUCGCAUGGACGUGGGUCGAGCACAGCGCCGAGUGCAGGAUGAGCCCGUGGAUGAUUCUGGGCGAGCGGGUCAAAGGUCAUUACUCGGGCGUCAACGUUGGCGAGGUCGAGAGGCUGCGGCAGAGCUGCUGAGGGGAGGCGGGAGACGAGGGAAGACGGUCGCGAUGAUACCCAACAGGAGAAUGGCGCAGUAAGGCGGUGUGGACAGGCUGGUUUUACACUCUGGACGUGUAUUCAGGCGCUUGGCGUUUGGUUGUGUUCCUUUGACCAGGCUUCAAUUUUUCUCAUCAAUGCAAACAAGACGAUAUGUCUUUUUGCUUUUCUCGCCUCCAUGUCCCGGUCGGUAGCAUGUCGAUUGUCGACGUUGGUCAUUGGUGAUACACUCGUUCCCAUGCCUCCGAUGCGGUGCAUUCUGUUUUCGAACAAACCCGAAACCGAGAGAGCUCUUAAGCUCGGGUUCGGGGCGGCGUGCAGCUCGGACACGGUUGAGGGCCGAGCUUCCCAGCCGGUCGACGGUCCGAAUAGUCCGGUGGUGACGGGCGAUGGUGGAAUUGGUCGU